Candidozyma duobushaemuli is the source of this 1407-nucleotide messenger RNA. RefSeq lists its product as uncharacterized. NCBI's taxonomy places the organism in Eukaryota, Fungi, Ascomycota, Pichiomycetes, Serinales, Metschnikowiaceae. The transcript has 3 exons. The coding region runs from base 1 to 1407 and encodes 468 amino acids. The record is from RefSeq and is a predicted model, not a curated record.
AUGCCCGCCGUUUCUACCGCCAGCACUAUCACCAAAGCAUCCAAGAAGAAGAGUUUCCCUAAGAAGUCGUCCACUGACAGAGGCAGCCUCAAGGAAAGUGACGCCCACAUUAGGGAAAAGAAGUUGAAGGACAAGAAGAGAAAGCGCUCCAAGAGAAAGCGUACUACCAAUGAGAAUCCUCUUCCUUCCAACGAAGUCAAGGAGAAGCCUUCCAACGAAGGUGACUCUACUAACACCACCCCAGCUCAGCAGGUUUCCAAGCCUGUCGAGCCCACCAAGGAAAAGAAGAAGUCCAAGCAGAAGUUCCUCUCCAACGAGGGUGACUCCUACUACAUUUCCGACUUCUUCAAUUUCCAGCUCAUUCUUGAGGACUUUGUACCGCUCAACCCAGGUCAGAUUUCUUACCUUGAGCUGUAUUUGACCCAAAAGAAUGAACCAUGUCCAGAGGUGAAGGAAUCUCCAGAACCCGAGGUCAGCCCAGUUCAGGUCGAAGAACCAAAUCUGCCUGAACCAGUCAACCCAGUUCAGCCUGAACCAGAGGUUACCACCCCAGCAUUUUCCCCUAAGCUGGUCACCAACAACAUCCAGGUGGCAACACUUUUGCCCUUGGACUUCCCCGUUUUCAAGACUUGGUCGUCUUUGUCUCAGACUGAAAAGACCUACUUUCCAGGCGACUUUCACUACUUCAGAAAGUCCCUCAAGGAGGAGGAAAUUUCCUUCCUUCCAAAGGAAUUCUACUUCUGGCAGGACGCCUUGUCCGAGAAGUCUGAAGAGUCUUUCACCAUUGAGGACUUUUUCGAAUUCCAACUCAUUAUUGACGAGCUCUUGCCUCUUGACCCACUGAAGAAGAGGACCACAAAGACAAAAAAAGUCUUUCUCGUUGAUGACGGACACCUUUUCGUCACCGACCUCUUCAGCUUCCAGCUCAUUGCUGACGGGCUUGAGUCGCUUGAUGGUGAGUUAUCCGACUACGAUUUCUGCUUGCAUGAAGAGCAGUUUGAGUUGUACUCUGAGGAGCCUGACUUCUGCAAAUUCUUCCAGCUCUGGACUUCCAGUCCCAAGUACAACGAGGAUUUUCUUCCAAAUGACUUUUACUUUUGGAAGGAUGCCACAAACGACGAAGAUACUCGUUCAUUUUUGCCAAGGGACUUUUUCCACUGGCAGAGUAUCUUCAACGAAAAGAUUGAGAAGGUGACUUCAUACGUUGGAGUCAUUUUCAAGCUUCCGAAUCACAACCCCACCGAGACCUUUGCUACUAAGCCUACGGGGAAUCCACAGAACCUGCAGCCUGACGAGCUGUACGAGCUGGACAGCACGGAACAGUCUUCCCUAUUUGAGAUGGUCCGUUAUUGGGAUGCAGAUUUGAGCGACUCAGAUUUUGAGGUCCGCCUUGAGAAGGUGGACUGA